CAUCCACUGCGGUUUGCUAUUUCUAAGUAGAAGGUAGGACUGGUUGUACUUUCGGUUUCAUUUUUGCAAGUGUGCAUACGUGUCAAUAUCCAGUUGAACAGACGUUUACAACAAUGGCAGACAGUGGCGACAACUGGAACCCUACUGGCAAGAGUCCCCCCAACUGUUGGUUACCUCCCAUUAAUGACGACUCCGUUUGGUGUGGCGUGGAAGACAAAGAGUUGAAGAAAUUCUACGAUGAAAACGUCAACAUAAGGGGCGUAUCAUUCCAAGAGGUGCAAGUCAAAAUUGAUCAGUUGUUAAAGAGUUUAUACGAGGAGCUCAAGCAUGCUGAGUCGACGCAUCCUUUUCUGAGGCUAAAACCAUUUCUGAAACAAGGAGGGUCAAGGGAAGGCUUGAAAGUCGGGGCGGCCAAUGAAUUUGACGCAUUACUGCCUUUCACUUUCGUCGGCAUCACUUCCGAUAUCAAAGAGGCUCCCAAAAAUGAUCUUCCUCCAGGAUUGGCGGAAAUAUGCAUCACAAAAAUCAGUAACAAAGUAGCAAUCCGACCGGCUGAGUUGUUUGUAGAGAGGGACGGUAAAAAAUUCGUCAGCUCUCAGGUAUUCCACGAUAAACUUUUCAAGAGUUUGAUUGAUACUGCGGUACAGAAAUUCAAUCAAGACCCAUCCCUGAAGUCCUACUCGAUAAGGAGACAGGCCAGUGCACCCGCCAUCAAACUAGACGUCAUGAUAAAUGGGCAGAUGGUUAGCAUUGACGUUGUCCCAGGCUUUGAGAUCCCCGCCUCUUCUCCAUCAUUAAGGAAGUUUGUGGUGACACGGUGGAUUCCAAGCUCCAAGAACGUCACUCGGGCUGUCCGUAUUCCAAACCCUGCAACGGUUUGGCGUGUGUCACACUCUCAUUUCGAAAUGAACAUUUUCGAUAAAUGGGGCGUUGAAAAUAUCACUGGUAAGCGUCUUGUCCGAGCUGCGCGAAUCCUGAAAGGUCUUCGAGUGAAGGACAAAGAGCGAAAUUCCAGCUCUCAGUUGCACUUUGUUCUUACCUCGUACCACAUCAAGAACAUCCUGCUGCACAGCUUGUUGUGUCUGACCAAGGUCAAGUCAGUGUCUUUAUCGAGUGUCACAGAGGCUCUGGGUUAUUUGAUCUUCAUGCUGAAGAGCGCUUUAGACAGGAACAAACUACCACAAUUCUUCUCCUUCAAUCCAUCACUGGGUGCAUAUUUUCCUCAAUACAAAUUUCACGAAAGGAGCACGCCCUUGGUUAAUCUGUUUGAAGAGCGUUCGGAGGGGGAAAUCCAACAGAUGCGUGCAGAUCUGACAAAGGCAUUGAAUCACUUCAAUCUUCAGAAGCUUCUUGAUAGAACCCCAGGCGUGGACACUAACGCUAUCCGACCUUUCCUGGCUACUCUUGAAGCCUGGAUCCUGAAGCACAACGGACUUCAUUCGUUGGAAGUACCUAAUAGUGGCCACAGUCCUAGUUAUGGACGGGACCGCAAUGCCCUCUGUGACCUCAAGGUCGAAGGUCAAUAUAAUUUUAAAAGAGACGACUACUGGAACCCUACUGGCACGAGUCCCCCCAAUUGUUGGUUACCUCCCUCCAAUGACGACUCUGUUUGGUAUGGCAUGGAGGACAGAAAGUUGAAGAUAUUUUAUGAUGAAAACGUUCACAUAAGGGGUGUAUCAUUCCAAGAGGUGCAAGUCAAAAUUGAUCAGUUGCUAAGGAGUUUAUACGAGGAGCUCAAGCGUGCUGAGUCGACGUAUCCUUUUCUGAGUCUAAAACCAUUUCUGAAACAAGGAGGGUCAAGGGAAGGCUUGAAAGUCGGGGCGGCCAAUGAAUUUGACGCAUUACUGCCUUUCACCUUCGUCGGCAUCACUUCCGAGAUCAUAGCGGCUCCCGAGAAUGAUCUUCCUCCAGGAUUGGCGGAAAUAUGCAUCACAAAAAUCAGUAAAAACGUGGCCAUUCGACCCGCCAAUUUGUUUGUGGAAAGAUAUGGUAAAACAAUUGUUAGCUCUCAAGUAUUCCACGACAAACUUUUCAAGAGUUUGAUUGAUACUGUGGUACAGAAAUUCAAUCAAGACCCAUCCCUGAAGUCAUACUCGAUAAGGAGGCAGGCCAGUGCACCCGCCAUUAAGCUAGACGUCAUGCUAAAUGGGCAGAUGGUUAGCAUCGACGUUGUCCCAGGCUUUGAGAUCCCCGCCUUUUCUCCAUCAUUAAGAAAGUUUGUGGUGACACGGUGGAUUCCAAGCUCCAAGAACGUCACUCGGGCUGUCCGUAUUCCAGACCCUGCAACGGUUUGGCGGGUGUCACACUCUCAUUUCGAAAUGAACAUUUUCGAUAAGUGGGGCGUUGAAAAUAUCACCGGUAAACGCCUUGUCCGAGCUGCGCGAAUCCUGAAAGGUCUUCGAGUCAAGGACAAAGAGCGAAAUUGCAGCUCUCAGUUGCACUUUGUUCUUACCUCGUACCACAUCAAGAACAUCCUGCUGUACAGCUUGUUGUGUCUGACCAAGGUCAAGUCAGUGUCUUUAUCGAGUGUCACAGAGGCUCUGGGCUACUUGAUCUUCAUGCUGAAGAGCGCUUUAGACAGGAACAAACUACCACAAUUCUUCUCCUUCAAUCCAUCACUGAGUGCAUAUUUUCCGCAAUACCGAUUUCACGAAAGUAGCACGCCCUUGGUUAAUCUGUUUGAAGAGCGUUCGGAGGGGGAAAUCCAACAGAUGCGUGCAGAUCUGAUGAAGGCUCUUAAUCACUUCAAUAUUCAGAACCUUCUUGAUAGAGCCCCAGGCGUGAACACUAGCGCUAUCCGACCUUUCCUGGAUAUUGUUGAAGCCUGAACAUAUGACAUUAUUAUUAAUUAGCUUAAAGUGUUCAGAAACGCACGUUCUACAUGCCGUAUUUAACGCUGGGUUUUUGCAAUGUUAUCAUUUUCUUUAGAAAUCCUCUUCAUGUAGUACCUAAAUAUGCAGAAUUUUCAGUCAGUAUCGUAUCAGAAAGUUUGAAGCCGGGUAAAACGCUUUGAAAAAUUAAAGGUGGACAUUACGUUUCCCUUUGUGGAAUCCAUUGUAACGAAUUUGACUAGUACAAAUAUUUAUUGCACAAUAUGUUUAUACCAUAAUGUCGUGUUAUACGAUUUGUCCAUCAGAGAAGAUGUGUAUGUUAGGAUGAAGCCUGUUCCUUGGUACACAGGCAAAAUGUCUUUUUCAAUUUGACAUUGAAAAAUCUUGACCUAAAAUUGACCUGGAAUGGACGUCAAUUUCACACGAAGAAAUUUUCAGGUCAAUUUCAGGUCCAUUUCAGAUCAAAAUCAUGUCAUUUUCUUGACAUGAAUGGACUAAUCUGCUUUUUGACCCGAAAAUAUUGACCUGAAUUUGACCUGAAUUUGACCUGAAAUGACAUGAAGUCAUUUUGCCUGUGUUUAGCUUGGCCGUUUUAAAAUUUAUUGAUAACUAAAAAUUGUUCUGAUUUAUGUUAUGGUUGUUGUUAGGUAGUCUGGCAUUGGAUUAAUUAGGUUGUUUGCUUUGUGUACUAUUAAUGGCUUUGAUCUUUUGCUUUGUGGAACAUUAAUGAAUUUAGGUCUUUUGCUUUGUGAAAUAUUAAUGGAUUAGGUCUUCUGCUUUGUGGAAUAUUAAUGAAUUAGGCUUUUUGCUCUGUGGAACAUAAAUGAAUUGGGUCUUUUGCUUUGUGGAAUAGUAAUGAAUUAGGUCUUCUGCUUUGAAGGAUAUUAGAUAAUUAGGUCUUCUGCUUUGUGGAAUAUUAAUGAAUUAGGCUUUUUGUUCUGUGGAACAUAAAUGUAUUGGGUCUUUUGCUUUGUGGAAUAGUAAUGGAUUGGGUCUUCUGCCUUGAAGAAUGUUAAUUAAUUACUUUACUCUCGUGGUCAAUGUUAUCUGCUUUUUGGAACGAAUAAAGUUUUUAACCAGGU
Molecule: messenger RNA, 3913 nt
Organism: Pecten maximus
Lineage: Eukaryota; Metazoa; Mollusca; Bivalvia; Pectinida; Pectinidae
Exons: 5
Coding region: 114-2828 (904 amino acids)
Source: RefSeq, a predicted model, not a curated record